GCACUCUCUUUAGUUGUUUUCUGGUCUCUUACGGAACCUAUUUUCUUAGGAAGGAAACUUAAUAAGACAUAUAUUGAACUGAAUGACAAAAAAAAAUUAUUUCGUAUCUUAUUUUUAUAUAAUGUUGAAAGUACACAGAAUAAUUGAAUGUUUCUAUUCGUGAAAAUACAUUUCUGUCUCAUAGAACUCAAUUUUGCUUUAUUAUAUUAUUACUAAGCUAUAUACUAAAUUGCUGGAGUAAUUUUUUCUCUUUGACAUGCUAAUUAUGUUUUGUAGAUUACUAAUCAGAAGCAUGUAAGGUGAGAGUUGUUCUUGGAGUUUAAAAGCAGAAACACUCAUCUAUAUAUGCAUUAGUUGAUUUAUAUAUGAAUUAUAAUCAUAAACACUGUGUAGAUGCUUAAAAACACUGUGUAUAUAUACAAGCUCAACACUUUAGUUCAUAUGUACCUAACCCAAAUUACACCAUUGACCUAGAUCCACUCCAUUUGCGCUCUCUAUAUAUAGAUCCACUCUGCCAAGUAUUCAUUCACACAAAAAACACACAACAACAUCCAAAAAAUAAACGCCUGAACUUUGAAAUAUUAAUUAAGCUCCAACAUUAUAAAAUCAAUUAUACAAAAUGGCUCGUGUAAGGAUCUCCAUUUCGAUUAUUUACUUAUUGCUUUUUAUUGUAGGUUUUGUCUCGCAAUCUUGUGAAGCUAGAAAGGUUCUGAUGCCUUACGGUGCAAGCAAGGGAUUGUUUCUUAGUGCCCUGCCAAAGGGCAAUGUUCCACCUUCGGCUCCAAGCGACAAGGGCCACACUUCUCCGCCAGAGGAUUAUUCCGACCAUCAUACGAUUCCAGAAAUCUCGCCGGAGAUUUACCGUCGACUAGGAUCGGUCCCCAGCCCUGGCGUUGGUAAUUAGGCACAUUGAUUACCGGAUUACCGACAUUUAUAUAUUAUUUUCGACUUCAUUUCAUCAUAUUAUCAUAUAUUGUACGUCGUCCUAUAAUGAAGACUGUGUGUGUCUGUGUAUGAUAUGGUAAUGACUACUGAAAUAGAUGUAUUUGCUUGUGGAAUCCAUAAUUGAGUAAUACAAAAUAACUAUUUACAGUAUAAUUGUAUUGUCUUUUUGUGUGUUUAGCAUAUGGUACUUAUGAAUAUGUAGGCAACGUACUACAUGCAGCUCUUCUAUUCGCGUUGAAUGAGACAAAAACUGAGAAAAUUAUUGUUUAUGAAUUAUGCUCUUUUAAAGCAUGGCCAGCGGUUAAAUACUUAAGUAUCGGAGUAAUUAAUUAUGUUAUUGAAUAGUUAUAAUGAAAAUGAAAGGAGAAAUUAAGACCAAUGAAAAAGAGACAUGUACAAUCAGAGUUUUUCCUUUUUGAGAAUUGGCAUGUACAAUCAGAGUUUGGAGAGGAUCUUAAAAGUUUUCUAUCAAGAUAUUUUUAAGAAUUUAUUGCUUUUUCAAACUCUGCAUAAGAACACAACAAAAUCAAUUUGUAGCCGUAUUAUGUUUUCAUUUCUGGUAGACUAAUAGUUUAGCGCAUUUUAUAAAGCUAAGUAACUCCAACGACUAUAUUAGUCUAUUACAAUAUAUUUUAGGGACACAUCACAGAUUCACACAUAUGUGGAUCAUAUAUACAUUAACAAAAUAAAACAUUUGAGAUGAUGGACUAUAGGUCGCCUAAGCGCAACGCGUCACUCUUCCGCCCCGAUUUAUGCCAAAUUGGUUUAAAAAAUUGGAUAUCUGAUUUUCUCCGCCUAGACCGUCUAAAUGACCGCCUAGACCGUCUAAAUGACCGCCUAAGCGGCUACCUAAUCUAUUUUUUAUUUUUUUAUUUUUAUUUUAUUUUUAAUAAUAUUUUUAUUUAUUUAUUUGAUCUAAAAUUUUAUAAAUAUCAUUUAUAUUCAUACGAUGAAAAUUACACUAUAUUAAGUUUAUAUAUUCUAUUUGUGUUUUAUACAAUCUUAAACAUCAAAAUGUAUUAAUUUUAUAUACAAUUAAAGAUUAACAUGUUUUAUAACAUAGUAAACAAUCGAAAAAUUCCGCCCCACAUAAUUUUCGAUUAAUCUCUGAUUUUCUCUUUAGGCGAUAGGUCCAAUCCGACAGCCCGACUCGCCUAGCGCGUCCCCGAACCGGGGUUAUAACUUAUAAGCCGCCUACAACUUUAUAAGUCGAUAGUAAUAAUAAUUCAAAAGCUUCUAUUUGGCCCUUUUGUAGCAAAAGUUGAUGAAUUGACAAUAUCUAUAAUUAUUUGUGUGUUUUACGAGAGACGUCUUCCUCUCUCCUGUUGACGUUAUGUCUUUUAUGAAUAGAUUCAGAGUUUAAGACAAAAGAGAAGAAAAAAAGCAAAAUGAAAAUAGACAUGCAAUAAUAUAAGGAACACCAUUAUUGCUCAUCUCCGGGAAUAUACUAUUUAUGGACUAACUUCUAAUCACGAAGCUUCUGCUCUCACUUUCCUCUUUUGUAUUUUCUUAAUAAGUUUAACUAACCAACUAGUAAGAUGGAGCCGCCUUUUACACAUUCAAUGCAUGUCAUAUAUAUGUGUCUUAAAAUCAGUACUUAAAUCUUAGAGCAUCAUUAACCCGGAGUUCUAAGAUGAGGUUCUUA
This is a messenger RNA of Brassica napus (rape), 2590 nucleotides long. RefSeq names its product precursor of CEP13. The transcript has a single exon. The record is from RefSeq and is a predicted model, not a curated record. Bases 620 to 904 code for a protein of 94 amino acids. Gene Ontology annotation, biological process: cellular response to nitrogen starvation; response to osmotic stress. Lineage: Eukaryota; Viridiplantae; Streptophyta; Magnoliopsida; Brassicales; Brassicaceae.